CGAGGCCUUGUCCGUAACUUUUAACAUUGGACAAUCAAAGAGGAGACUUGAAGUAUUACAACAAUGGGCGAGAAGACGUUCAAUCUUACUUGGAACAAUCACCUGGCAAACUUGUCCGGAUUGUUCGAAGGGCUGUAUAAAAGUGGUUCUUUGACUGACACGACCUUAGCUUGCCAAGGUGGUAUGUUGAGAGCACACAGAUUGGUCUUGGCAGCGUGUAGUCCGUACUUCGAAAGAGUUUUCAAAGAGCAUUAUGGUGAACAACCGAUUCUUAUUUUGAAAGGCGUUGCAGUCGAAGAAAUGGAAUGUCUUCUAGACUUUAUGUAUCGGGGUUCCAUCGAUGUUGCCGAGGAACAUUUACCCUCCCUAAUAAAGACCGCCACGGAUCUCGAGGUUCGUGGUCUCUCGGGUGACCACAGGAAUCAAGAAAACAAUCGGAGCCCCUACACAAGGGUCGAGACGCGAAUGCAACGGUGUCACAUAGAGACGAGGGUUCACACGACCGAGUACAUGAAGGAACCGUCCGUGAUUCCAUUUCUGCCGAAACAGUCUUCCGUGGAAUCGUUGGAGGAUCACAUCAAAGUCGAGGAAAUUGAAGUGGAGGACGAUCCGAUGGUGAUCGACGGACACGAGGAUACUUUCGACGAACCUUUACGUUCGUCGGAUACACAAAUCAGACGUAUGCCGCCACCUAUGUACAAACGAGAAACAAGAUUCAAAGGUCAGAAAAGAGUAUCUGUUGGACGACCUACGAGGAACACCGAAACUUUGGAGUACAGAUCGAAGGAACGUCUAGUGCUGAAGGAAGACCCUGCAAGGGAUGAAAGCUAUGAGGAUUCGUCAAAUACAAUUAAAUGUGAACCCAAUUUUAACAAUGGAUCUAGUGACCCCACUGUACCAGACAUACAGAUGAACGACGACUUACAGGAACGAGAUGAGAGUCUGGAUUCUUCAAAAAGUACCGACGAGAGUACGAGGUUAAUGAUUAAAAGGAAGAACGAGCUUUCGAAGAGGACAGGACUGAACGAUGGAAAAGAAACCAGGCCGAUAUUGUCUAAAUCCGAUAGGGCUCAGUACAAACCUUUCUCGUGCGAUCUUUGCACGCUGGCGUUCACAAGGGCUUCUCACUUAGCCAGACACAGAAGAGUACACACGGGGGAAAGGCCGUUCGCCUGUAGCAUUUGUCCACGAAUGUUCGCCAGACAGGAUAAAUUGAAGCAACACCUGGAUUCGCAUUUGCAAUGGCCGAAGAGAAAAAAUAACAUGUCGCACACCAGUUGCCAGUCGACAACGCCUUCACCAGGCAAAGGAAAAAGGGGCAGACCAAGAAAGGUAAAUUUGGAACAAUCGGCCAUGGAGGAGAUUUUGAAGUUUGGCGAAUUUAGUUCUCUGCUGAACAAAUCUCAUUCGGCGAAUUCGACAGUGAAAAGCGAAGAUUCCGCGUCCAACGAUAACGAAAGGAAAGUCGACGAUCAGAAAGACGAGAUCGCGGAGCAAAGGGACGAAGAGAAGGAAAAGGACACGGACGUGGACACGGACAUGGACGUGCACAAAGCCAAGGACAAUUACAGUUGUCAAGUGGAAACGGGUCAAGACGACACCGUUUAAUAAGCCUCCUUCGAUCCUCCAUUAUAUUCUUGCAAGGAAUAUUUUUGCACGAGUAAGAGGAUCCAC
Messenger RNA from Dufourea novaeangliae, 1674 nucleotides. RefSeq names its product protein tramtrack, beta isoform-like. Gene Ontology annotation, molecular function: protein binding. Gene Ontology annotation, cellular component: nucleus. The transcript is spliced from 6 exons. Gene Ontology annotation, biological process: regulation of transcription by RNA polymerase II. NCBI's taxonomy places the organism in Eukaryota, Metazoa, Arthropoda, Insecta, Hymenoptera, Halictidae. The record is from RefSeq and is a predicted model, not a curated record. Bases 64 to 1608 code for a protein of 514 amino acids.